Molecule: messenger RNA, 633 nt
Organism: Penicillium diatomitis
Lineage: Eukaryota; Fungi; Ascomycota; Eurotiomycetes; Eurotiales; Aspergillaceae
Product: Rpp14/Pop5 family protein
Exons: 2
Coding region: 1-633 (210 amino acids)
Biological process (GO): tRNA 5'-leader removal
Cellular component (GO): ribonuclease P complex
Source: RefSeq, a predicted model, not a curated record
AUGGUCCGUUUGAAAAACCGAUACCUCCUCCUGGACAUUCUAUAUCCCGACCCAGCCACAUGGCCGUCCACCAAGAACGUGUCUGGCACUCCGCACGCGGCCCAGGUCGCUAUUCACGCGCCGACCUCGAAUGCGCUCACGCCGGGAUUACUCGCCAAGAUGAUCCGGGAGGAAGUUGGGGAAAUGUAUGGGGAUUGGGGUGUGGGUAAACUUGGGGGUGCUUCUGCGACGGGUGUUCAAGUCAAAUAUCUGUCCCCCGCUACGUCAACCGCCAUCGUCCGCUGUCCCCGAGUCUCAUUCCGCCUCGUCUGGUCCGCACUCACAUACAUGUCUCACGUGCCCGCCGUGACCGAGCCCGGAACAAACACCGCGGGACAUAAACGGCCCAACGGAGGGCGGGAGAGACCCUGUGUGUUUCGAGUGCUCAGGGUAUCGGGGACGAUGCGCAAGGCGGAGGAGGAGGCAAUUCGACGGGCGAGAAGGGAGAUUGUGCGUGUGAGAGGGCUGGAGGAGAAGAGUGUUCUGGGGGAUUUGAUUGUUGGGGCGGAGAGGGGGACGGAUGUGUUGCCGGUUAUGACGGUUAUGGAUGAGGAGGAGGAUGAGAGGAUGUACGAUGACGGGGAUUAUGAUUGA